AUGAACGUUCUCGUCGUCUGGACAACGCUUAUUGCGAUUUUCAAGUUUUCUUCUGCUUUACCCAGUUACCCGGUCGUCGGCUUGGACUUGCAUCUGCUGUUUGACAACACGGCCGCUUCACCCAAUGGCUCGGCCGAUUUUGAUGGAAAGGGGGCGUCGUUUGAUAGUGGCUUUUUGCCGACGGGUCCAUGGGUGUAUGACAACAUCGAGUAUGCGCUUCCUUCGGAAUGGGGUACAUCCAACGACAACGUCAUAGCCGAUGGACAAAUCCUGUACUUGGAUGAACCUACGUUCCUUCAUGAGCUCCACUUUCUCUUUGCAGGUGACGCCGAUUCAGGUAGUCCUGUAUUCUUUGGAAGCGUCUUCACGCUUACAUUCACUGACAACUCUACGCAAGACGUUGAACUUAUUACGUGGAACUGGUGGAAGUGGCCGGUCAUCAAUAAUGGCGUCAUCCACACACCAUACCACUACGAGUCUGGGGGAGCGCUGAAGAACGAAAACAUGACAGACAUCUUCCAGUGGUCCACUGCGACACCGUCAGAACUCGCCGUGACCAGCAUCACGUUUCCAAGCAUUGCAGACGACAACAGAGCGCACAUUUUCGCGAUGGCCAUCUCGCCUUCAGUGACUCCUGCAGAGGCCUCAGAGCCCGCGUUGGCCAUACGAAGAGCUCGGUUCACCACCCUUUGGGAAGCCGUAAACGGCACCCGUGCCCAAGUUGUGGAGGUCACGGUAGCGAAUAUGCUCCCGACGCGUCUUUUGUCUGCGGAGACAUCUCUUCUUUCGAAGCAUGUGGUUUCCGUGUCUGGUUCUGGCGUCGAAACAUUAGUUCCAGGUAUUGUCAAUCGACUGGUGCCAGGCGAUCAGGUCACAGUCGAAGUUUUGGUGUCGGGAAGUCGUGCAGAUGGGAGUGCUGCUGUUACGAUCGAGGAUCCAAAUGGCGAUAUUGUGGGGACUUCUUCGGGAUGGCUCACAAUCCCGUUGGUUGAAUAUUGGACUCCAGACGCUGACAUUUUAAGGACUCAUGAAACACCAUCCUGGUGGAAUCGAGCAAAGUUCGGUAUCUUCAUUCAUUGGGGGUUGUAUAGUGUUCCGGCAUUCGCACCUCCCUCCUCCUAUGCGGAGUGGUAUGAUUGGUACUUGCACAAGGACCCUGGUCCCAGCAACCCCACAUGGGUGUAUCAUUUGGACAAAUACGGAGAAGAUAUCGUUUAUGAUGAUUUCAUGGUCAACUUUACUGCAUCAAAAUUCAACGCCAGUGAAUGGCUCGAUCUUAUAGAUGACGCUGGUGCCAAAUACUUCGUCUUGGUCACUAAACAUCAUGACGGCUUCGCCUUAUGGGAUACAUCUACGACGAACCGGACGUCAGUCGCACUUGGGCCCAAACGCGACUUGGUGAGAGAAUUGCUCGAAACGUCAAAGGCGGAGAAACCUCAUCUCCAUCGAGGAACGUACCUUUCUUUGCCGGAGUGGUUCAAUCCGGACUACGCAAAGUACGGUUUUGAUAUGUGGCCCGGAGGGCUUGCUCACAAUGCGUUUAAUUCGUCUGAACUUGAGCCGUACACCGGGCGUUUAGAGAUUAAUGACUAUCUUGUUGAUUUGCAGCUGCCUCAAAUGUUGGAACUGGUAACGACGUACGAGUCUGAGAUCAUGUGGUGCGACAUUGGUGGGCCCAACAAAGCGCUAGAAUUUGCCUCAGAGUUCUAUAACAACGCGCUGGCUAAUGACCGGCAAGUAACUAUGAACAACCGAUGCGGGGCUGUACCGGAUUUUGAGACACCAGAGUACUCGACGUUUAGCGCGAUCCAGCCACGAGCAUGGGAGAGCAGCGAAGGGAUGGACCCCUUCAGUUAUGGAUUGAACCUGCAGACCAAUGAUAGCCAAUACAAGAACGCGACGACGAUCAUACAUUCGCUCGUGGAUAUCAUCUCAAAAAACGGGAACUACCUCCUUGAUAUCGGACCUACCGCGGAAGGCGAGAUCAUCCCGAUCAUGCAAACCAACCUUUUGGAUACCGGACGUUGGCUUAAAUAUUCCGGCCGAUGCGUUUAUGAUACCAAAUUUUGGUUCCAAGGUUCCCAAGACACGGGUUCGAGUCCUGAUGUGCGAUUCUUGACUACACCUGGCACGUUCUGCAUCGUGGUUCUCUCUCAGCCAGAGGACGGGAAGAUUGUCAUCGAGAAACGUCUUCCGUUGCUCCCUGGGGACGAGAUGGUUCUUUUGGGACCGGAUUCAGAUAUCGCUGUGGCGUGGUCAAUGGACGGGGCAAGUGGACAGUUGACGAUUGACGUAGUAAAUAUGGAAAUUUUCGAGUAUGCAUGGGCGUUUGAAGUACGCUAUAAAGUGGAGUGA
Guyanagaster necrorhizus is the source of this 2355-nucleotide messenger RNA. Its product is annotated as glycoside hydrolase family 29 protein. The coding region runs from base 1 to 2355 and encodes 784 amino acids. Gene Ontology annotation, biological process: fucose metabolic process; glycoside catabolic process. The record is from RefSeq and is a predicted model, not a curated record. Gene Ontology annotation, cellular component: lysosome. NCBI's taxonomy places the organism in Eukaryota, Fungi, Basidiomycota, Agaricomycetes, Agaricales, Physalacriaceae. Gene Ontology annotation, molecular function: alpha-L-fucosidase activity. The transcript is spliced from 15 exons.